Messenger RNA from Effrenium voratum, 645 nucleotides. NCBI's taxonomy places the organism in Eukaryota, Dinophyceae, Suessiales, Symbiodiniaceae. The record is from the annotation of a GenBank genome assembly.
AUGCAUUUCAUCACUGGCAAGGCACCCAUUUGGGAUGGUAGCUUGGCGCAGCAGCUCAGUGUUUGUUUGGUGCAGACUGUGCAAGAUGAAGACCGGCAAAGACUGGAGCUGCGCCGCCGGCAUGCGCGCGACUGUGCCUUGGAAGGCAUGGCAGCCUUCAAAGCAGGUGAGCGUCACACGGCAGCUCCGGCUUUUGAGGCAUGUGUUUGUUGGACUCUGCUAACGUACUGUUGGGGUGAUCAACAGCUGAGCACUUCCCUAUAUAACUACGGGUCCUCUACAGCUUCCACAGAGCCCCUGUUAGCAAAGAAAUACCUUGAGCUUGCUAUCCAAUCUGCGCAAGAUGAGGCACAGAAGGUCAAAUAUCGCCGAAAACUGCAAGAAGUGGCCGAACUUUGGGCGGGGACACGGGGCUGUCAGAGCCCCUCUGCUGUUCAGCCUUCAUGGGGAACGGAGGGCACCAUUGUGGAAGUUCAGGAACUGGCAGCUGAAAUGGAGGCCGUGGCCGCCAAGCUACGCAGUCUGGAGGUCCAAAUGCAGGCUGGGGAGGUGCUUGCGCCGCAAGAAGUCACCACAAAGGAGCAGUGCCAGGAGUGGAUUUGGAAAAGGCUUGGCAUCAACAAUCCUUGGCGUGGCAUGCAAUAG